This is a messenger RNA of Aureobasidium musti, 975 nucleotides long. The record is from the annotation of a GenBank genome assembly. Lineage: Eukaryota; Fungi; Ascomycota; Dothideomycetes; Dothideales; Saccotheciaceae.
AUGGACCCGGGUACCAUGGAAGUGCGCCAAAGGGUCCGCCUUUUGGAAGAGGAGUGGGCUCGCCAACAUGAAAAGUGCAUCGAGGAUGCAGGGCGCAAGUACAAGGACUCAAUGCCGUCGCUUGGUGGAGAGAUUACUGGUCAUCCACUGGGCAAUAAUACAACCAUUUACCGAGACGAUUAUGAGUCCUUAAUAAUUUACCAAGGAUUUCCACGUUACUGGUGGAGGCAACUUGCAGUAGAUCCAGAUAAAGUAGUUUGGAUGAAGUCCGAAGAGGUGAUCCACGUGACAACACGAAAGGCGUGGGAACAAGUCAUGAGGUUUCGUCGUGACUUUCUGGCGGAGAGGGAUCAGUUGGACUGGCACCAGCGCUUGGGUCUUGAUAUUUUACUCGGACCAUUCGAACGACCGCAGAGAAGAUACAACGAGCGACGUCCGCGUAUUGUCUCGGGUAGGGAGGUCGAGCCGCCACGUAUCAUCCUGGCACCAGUGGUCGAUGCUAAUGCAUCAAAGAAGUAUCCCACCAAGAUACCAAAGCCCGUCUCGGGAACGACACGCCAAUAUGAGCACUGGAGGGUGAGAAGCGACCGAAAUCUGUGGAACUACUUGCGCGCGCAGCGCAGACUCAGCCGGAUUGACCCAACGCUGGUACUCAAAGUCACUGCUCUCGAAUUUCUCAAGUGGUCAAUAAGAAGGGAUGAUCCACUUCUUGAAGAAUUCGAUUACCGCUGCCCUUUGAGUUUGUUUGAGAACGAGACGGAAGCUGCUAGAGCUCAACCUUCGUUUCGCCAGUUGCUCAAAACCAGGCGUGCUUUGCCACCACUACGACGCCGUCGGAGGCCGAGGAGGCAAUUCUAUGCGCGGUCUACCAUGUUUCCUCCAGAGCCAGACUCGGUAACAGACUGCAGCUUUGCUUCUUCAAGCUCUCCGAGUGAGACUGAGGAUGUCACCUGUGAUGACUGGUGGUUGGAUUGA